AUGGCAUUGCUCACUGGCGACUUGAUCCGGCUCGUCGAGACGCCCAAGGAGCGGGCCGUGGCCGCGGUCUCCUCGCUCGGCGGCGUGGCCGGCGUGGCCAAGGCCCUGGGCGUCGACCUCGGCAACGGCCUCGAUGGCGGCGACACGGCCGACCUCGCGACGCGCGAGGCCAAGUUUGGCAAGAACUUCAUCGAGCCCGAGGAGCCCAACACGCUCUUCGAGCUCAUGUGGAACGCGUUCCAGGACUUGACGAUCAUUGUGCUGACGGUCUCGGGCUUGAUCUCGAUCGUGCUGGGCCUUACGGUCGAGAAGCCCAAGGAGGGCGAGCCCAACACGGCGUGGAUCGAAGGCGCGUCCAUCAUGCUUGCGGUGCUCAUCGUCACCACGGUCACGGCCGUCAACGACUACCAAAAGGAGAAGCAGUUCCGCGCUUUGAACGCGGUCAAGGAAGACGAGAAGAUCAAGGUCAUCCGCAACGGCGUGCCGGCCGAGGUCAGCAAGUUUAGCUUGGUGGUUGGUGACAUUGUCCGCGUCGACCUCGGUGACAUCAUCCCGGCCGACGGUCUCGUCUUUGACGAGAGCGACCUCAAGCUCGACGAGAGUGCGAUGACGGGCGAGUCGCUCCUCCUCCGAAAGAGCCCGACGGAAGCUCCGUUUCUGCUCUCGGGCACCAAGGUCAUGGAAGGCGUCGGCAAGAUGCUCGUGCUCUGUGUUGGCGAGUCCUCUCAGGCCGGUAUCAUCUCCAAGCUCAUCAUGGGCAAGUCCACCUCGUCGGGCGCCAAGCCCCCGAGUCCGUCAGGCCCCCCCACGGAGAAGACGCCGCUCAUUGGUGAGAAAUCGACCCCCAGCGAGCCCGCGCACCAUGAUGAAGAUGUGGUAGUCUCGCCGCUGCAAGGGAAGUUGGACCAGCUGACCAUGCUCAUCGGGAAGCUCGGUCUUGCGACCGCCCUCAUUGUCUUCUUUGCGCUUGUCAUCCGCUUCUCGAUCGAAACCUUUGCGGGGCCCGACGGCAAGCCGUGGAGCAACGACUACCUCUCGGACUACCUCGGCUUCUUCAUCAUCGGUAUCACGCCGCUCAUCUCCAAGAAGAUGACCAAGCACAUUGUCGGCCAGAGCUUCUUCCAGCUCAUCGUGCUUUUGACGAUGACAUUCUAUGGCGACAUCAUCCUCGGUGUGCCGUCGGGGUACAAGACGGGCCCGUCGAUCCACUACACGAUGGUCUUCAACACGUUUGUGUUCCUCCAGCUCUUCAACGAAGUCAACGCGCGCCGCAUCCACGACGAGCUCAACGUCUUCGAAGGCUUCUUCUCCAACAAGCUCUAUAUCGGCAUCUCGGUGCUCCAGGCCGCGCUCCAAGUCGUCAUUGUGCAGUUUGGUGGCCUCCCGUUCAAGUGCAAGCCGCUCUCGUCGACGCAGUGGCUCAUCUGCCUUGGCAUUGGUGCGGCGUCGCUCCCGAUCGGCCUUGUCCUGCGCUUGAUCGAGACCAAGGACAUGCCCAAGGGCAUGGGUCUCCUCCGCGACGCCGAGCCGACGGAAGGUUCGACCGAGCGCGGAAAGGAGCUUUGGAGCCGCGGCGUCAUGCGCGUCCGGACGCAGAUCCGGGUCGUCAAGGCGUUCAAGCGCUCCAUGGGCCGGCGCCAGCUCGCACUCAACAACUAGACGAUGGGGUAUUUUGAGCGAAAUCCAAUGUGUUGCUUGGCGUCCGUCGUUUAGCACGAGGUUUAUUACGAACGGCUGUAGCAUACUGAGCGCUGCGUUUUGUACGGAAUGGGUAAA
Molecule: messenger RNA, 1776 nt
Organism: Saprolegnia diclina VS20
Lineage: Eukaryota; Oomycota; Saprolegniomycetes; Saprolegniales; Saprolegniaceae
Exons: 3
Coding region: 1-1659 (552 amino acids)
Cellular component (GO): intracellular membrane-bounded organelle
Molecular function (GO): P-type calcium transporter activity
Source: RefSeq, a predicted model, not a curated record